AUGCAUUUAGAAACUGGCAAAGAGAAAGUUACUGAGAAUUUCAUUUUUCAAAACAAUUUGAAUGAUUUUAAAUUACCAAUCUCUUUAAAUAACCAACCAAGAGUUGGAUUAGAAGAUUCUGCUUCUUUAGAGCUUCAAGUCGUCCACCAAUCAAUCGAUAUAGCUAAAAAUUAUCAUAAUGGAGAUGUUUUACCUAUAAAAUUUACAGUCAAAAGUGCUUCGAAAGUAACAGUUACUUUCAACUUAUACAAAGGAUCAACCUUGAUCAGCUCAUCUUUGAAGGAAGAAUUCAAUGUUCAAACAACACAAUCAGAAACAAGAGUGAUUAACUAUACAAUUCAAGAUCUUAGAUCUGGAACUUAUACAUUAAAGCUUGUUGCCCAAAAUACAAAAGGUGAGUCUGCUCAAAAGACAUUACCUCCAUUUUCAGUUGAAUAUUCAACAUUCAUCCAAACACUCUUUGUCAAACCAAAAUAUUCAACAGGAGAUAAGAUUCUUAUCAAAGGUACCUUCCAGGAAGUAAGCAGUACUCAGGCAAUUUUCUUCGCAGUCAAGUUUGGUGAAGAUGGAAACGAGAUUCUCUCUCAACCCUAUAUUCCAAAUGGCCAAAGACAAGAAUUCGUAAUUGAAGCAAUUGCAACAAAAGCGGGUUUUUACAACUGCUCUGUUUACGCUAAGAUUGGUGAACUUUCAACUUCACCAUCAUAUGUCUCAAUUAUUAUUUCAGAUAGACCAAAACUUGUAGUUACACCCAAUUUUACAGGAAGUGAAUUCGAUGCAGGAUCAAAUCUUUCAUUUAGCUUACUUUUAACUGAUGAUUCCAAAGGUAAUAUCAUUUAUGCAAUCGAUGGUAAUGAAAGUUUCAUCAACUAUUCAGUUAAUGUAAAUAAAACAAUCCCAUUAUCAAUUAAUUUAGGCCAAUCUUGUCCUUACAGAAAACAACCAUACUUACUCACUAUCUACGCAAGAGAUAAAUAUGGAAUUCAAACUCCUGAUCCAAAGUAUUCAUUAAUUUUCACAGUUCUUAGCAAGCCAAAGUUAGUUGACCUCCAGAUACCAUUAAGAGCCGAUCCAGGCCAAGUUUUCAAUUUAAAUUUCACAGUUGACGACAAAGAUAACGGAAAGAAACUUUACCUUUUUGCAAAAGGUUUUGGAACAGCAAAUACCUUCCGUGAAAAGUAUGGGCCUGUAAAAUCAAACGGCCAAAAAGGUCAAAAACAUACCCUUGUAUUCAAUUAUCCAUCAGUAUCAGACCGAUAUAAUACAUCUUUCACAGUUACAAGUAGACUUGAUUUUAUUGAAACUUCAACUGAAAAUUCAGAUUCAAAUGUACUCAAUUACACAAUUCUUUCAUCCGAAGUUCCUAACUUAGAAGUUCAAUGGCCAACAGAUACAGUUUUUACUUCUGAUGAAAAGAUUGAAUUGGAUCUCACAGCAACAGAUGAUAAUAAUGGUACAAUUACAUAUUACUACAAUGGUAAUGAAUAUAACAGCGAUUCCUCUGCUCCCAGCAGAUAUGAAGCAAAAGUAAAGACACAUAUCGCUUUAUCAAUACCAUCAUAUGUCACAUAUAGAUCAGAGAAUUCUGGACUUAAUAAUUUAACAAUUGUACUUACAGAUGAUUUCGGUCUUCGAUCCCAACCUGCAACACUUAAGUUUAACAUCAGGAACAAAUUAAAUAUCACCAGUGUUAAUGUCCAGCCCUUACUUUUAAGAGAAGAAAACAAAAGCAAAGCAAUUACCUUCACAGUAUACUAUGACAAUGUCGAUCAUGGCAGAAAUAUUUCUUUGUUCAUCCAAGAAGGAACAGGACAAAUCUACCAUUGGGGUCAAAGAACCAGAAGUGGAAAGGGUCUUAUAGUCCAAGGAACACAGGCAAUAGCGUCUCACACCAACAUGAACUUCCCAAUAACAUUCUGGUUUGAAGAUGAUAAUGUUCCUGAUAGAAAUACAAAGAAUCGUGAAUCCAACAAGUAUGUUGUCUAUGUCAAUAUCACAAGAACCCCAAAUAUGACAAGUAACUGCCCAUCACCAAGGUCAUUCAAUAGCAUUGAUCCAUUAACAGUUUCAAUGCUUAUUAAUGAUGAUACUAAUGGUCAUAUCAAGUUCUUCAUUAAUAGUGAAGAUAUCAAUCAAGACUACUUUUACAACACAACAGAUGGCGUUUCAAGAAUCAACCCAACCAUUACUUUCCCACCAGGAGAUAAAUUCAAGUAUGGAAAAUACAACCUCACAUAUUAUCCUGUCGAUGAAUUCGGUGUCGAUCCAAUAGAACAGUCCAAGAAGAGGGACUGCCCAAUUGAAUACCGAAGUAAGCCAAUACUUUCAAAUUGCAGUCUGUCUAAGACACAAGCAGAUAAUGAUGAUAUUGUAUACGCUUCAGGAAAGAUUAUUGAUUAUGAUGUUGGAAAGACACUUUACAUCUUCCAGCAGAUUCAGGGCCAAAGUCCAAUGAUUAUUGGUAAUUUAACAACAGUUAAAGCUGGAGAAGUCCAGAGUUUCAACUUAUCAUUAAGGAAUAUUGUAAUGCUUACAUCUGGCUCUAAAACAAUUGAUAUUUUUGUUUGUGAUCACAACGAAACUACUGGCCUCGAUCCACUCUCAUUUUCAAACUAUUCUCACCUUACAAUCUUCAUGGCAAAUGAUCCAGAUAUAAUUGUCACCUUCCCAACAGAACAAAUUUAUUCGCCAGAUGAAACAUUUAACAUCAUAAUCAAUGUAACAGCAGAUCUUUCAGGAACCAUAAAAAUAUAUAACGCCUAUCCAUACAGUUGGUAUUCCCCACAAUCUACUAUUAAUUACAAUAAGUCUGGAAUUUAUACAGGAACAUUCAUUUGUCAAACUUCACAAUAUUCAACAAGUCAAACAGUAUAUGUUCUCGCUGUUGGCCAAAACAAUACAAAAUCUAAGAUGUAUCAAUUUCCUAUUAAAAUUAGGAAAGCGCUGAAAUUAGAUUAUGUUAAAAUGAGUUCAAGAGUACUUUCUCCAGGCGAAACUUUGACAUUGAAUCCAAAAAUUAUGUCAGGUUACUCUUCAGAUAUAUAUUACGCUACAGAUAUUUAUGUAUUUGUAAAGAUCGGAGGCACACUUUAUGACCCUGAAAAACGUCCAGAUCAUGAUGCCCCUGAUGACUAUGCUUAUUCAGUUUCUCCUCAAAUACCACUUGAUGCUAAAUCUGCUAAAAAUGUUAAAGUGGUUGUUUGGGCUCAGUAUGAAAAAGAUCCAAAGAACCCAGGUAAAAACUCUAAAUCUAAUGAAUGGACAUCCACAAUUAUAAUCACAAAGACACCAGAAGUAGAUUUCAACUUCCCAAUGGAAACACAGUAUUAUGGUUAUGAUGAUGAAUUUAGAGCCAACGUUGUAAUUUAUGAUGAUUCAAAGGGAACAGUCAAAGUUACAGCUCGUCAACGUUAUUCAUAUUAUUCAUACUAUGGAUAUGAUAAUUAUCACACAUAUACAAUCUAUACAACAUCAUAUUCAACUUCUUCUAGUGGCAGUACUACAACAGUUGAUCUUAAUUUCAAGAUCAAUAAAACAAUCAAAUAUUCUUCCUCAUUAUACAACACUCUCUAUUUCACGAUUACAGUUACUGAUGAAUAUGGCAAACAAGCAACAUCAUACGAAAAAACUUUCUAUUUGAUCAACAAGCCUGUUAUUAACAGCUUCACAUUUACAGACAAAUCUGUGGCAUUGCAAAAGUCAUACAUUUCUGCAAAAGUCACAUUUACUGACCUAGAUGUAUCUAAGUACUUAUAUUUCUAUUACUCAAUUAAUGGAGCAGAAUACAAAUAUGCAAAUGACUAUAUAACAUCAAAUGGAAAGCAACAAAUAAACACACUUCAACUUUAUAUUCCAUCUGAUGCACCAUUAGGUAUGAAGAGUAUAUCAAUCAUGAUUAAAACUAUAAGUAGUGGUAGGAAUGCAAACUCAGAAGAAUCAUCAAACUCUAUCAUAAUUACAUUCAAGCCAUCUUACACAUUAGAUAACCUUCCAGAAGAUGCACUUUAUUCAGAUGAUGGAUUAGUUCCAAUCACAGGUACAUUGAAGUGUGAUGGAUAUGCUAAACUUAUUUUAACUGUUGGUACAAUUGAACUUAAACGAAUUAUUCUCGAUCCAAAAACAUUGACAAAUGGAAGGUUCAAAGAUUCAUUUAAAGUUCCAGCUGGAUUAAGCUACGGAACAAUCAACGUUUAUUCAAAACUUGUUGAUUCUAAUGAUAAUGAAGCUACCGCGAAAUAUACUUUAUCAUUCUUGCACAAGAAUAAGCCAGUAAUUACAGAUUUGUCCUUAUACAAUGACGUAUUAUCACCAUAUGGCCCAUGGUCAUUCUCUGUAGUAUGUCAAGAUCCUGAUAAUGGCAAGAAAUUAUAUCUAUAUGGACAAAUCGGAGAUGAGGAACCACUUCUAUUCACAGAUUAUGGAGUUUCAUCAAUUGGAAGUAGUCAAACAAUCUACGCGUCCACACCAUAUGGUACAUUUACUCAGUUAUAUGGCAAACAAACAUUUAAGUUAUGGUUGUCAGACACCAAGAAUAGCACAAUCAGAACAGGUCUAGGUGUUUCUGAUAUUUUCGCGAGAACAGUUAUUUUCAGUUACGUUCCUGAUUUUAGUGUAACAUAUCCAGACUCACAUUAUUACACUAGUGGUGCCACAGUUCAAGCAAGCUACACAAUGAAGGAUGAUGGAAAAGUUACACUCAAAGUAUAUAUUGAUGAAGAAGAGAUUAAGGAUCUCGCUGAAGAUAUUGAACUUGAUAAUACAGAACGUACAGGAACUAAGAAUAUCAAGCUUCCUGAUGACUUAACGUAUGGAAAAGAACACAACAUCAUGCUAACUUAUGUUGAUCACUACGGCUUCCAACCAUUAGGAGAAUUCUUGUACUUCCAUAUUGUAAACCAACCGAACCUCACAAAGGCUUCAUUUGUCAAGCCAUUUGCUCUUCAGUCAGAAGUUAUUGAAUUUGAAGGCUAUUUCAAUGAUUUUGAUAAGGACAAAUAUCUUUAUGUUUUCGUCCAGCUUGGUGACAAACUCAUUUCAUCUGAAACACAAAAGAUCCAAUCUAAUGGAACUGCUAACCAAAAGUUCCAGUUCGGUUAUGAGAUCCCAGGAAAUGAAUCUAUUGGAAACAAAACAGUUACAAUUUGGAUGUUAGCUGAAUCUAACUAUUAUCCAUCAUUAGAUCCACUAUUGAGUUCCAACAAGGUUGAAUCAGUUCUUUUCAUCACAUACAAACCAUCUCUUUCUCUUAAACCAAUUGUUAAGAAUAUUUACAACGAUGGCGAUCAGAUCACCAUCAUUGGUUCAAUUAGAGCCAACUCCAAUGUCAAUAUGCACUUCAUGAUUGACUCAGUUCUUCUCAAUGAUACAAAGAAGAUCACAGUCAGCGAAUCUCCACAAGAAUUCGAAGUCAAGGUUGGUAUUCCAGUCAACUUCAAGCAUGGCAAGCAUAAAAUGAAUGUUUGGGCUGUCGAUGUUAGUGGACAGAACACAAGCAACUUCGCUCUUGACUUCAACAUCCAAAAUCCACCAAAGCUCCUUAGUGUCAGCGUUGCUAAGGACAGAGUUAGAGUUGGUGGUAAACUGAAAGUUCUUGGUACAGUUCGUGAUCCAGAUGUUGGAAACAAUAUCUCAUUCAUAGUCAGUAUUGAUGAAGGAAAACAAGAACCGUCUUACACUCUUCAAUCUGACUCCACAGUUCAAGACUUCUCAUUUGUCUACCAGAUUCCACAAUCUCUUGAAGUUGGAGAUCAUCAGCUCACACUUUUAGCUAUUGACACAGAUAAUCUCGUAUCUUCUCCAGCAAUUGUUCAGUUCACUGUUUACAAGUCAUCUGUUAAUGAUCCAGAGAAUCCUAAUGAUCCUGAUGAAACAGGUGGAGACAACGCAGAUUCUAAGAAGGCCAAUACAAAGAAGAAGAAUAACGGUAAUGUUGGUUUGAUUGUUGGUAUUGUUAUUGUUGGUAUUAUCUUAUUAGUUCUUUGUGUCUUGGCAGUUAUCCUCUUAAUCCAAAGAAAGAAGAAUUCCCAUCCAGACUCAGCCAGUGAUAAUUCUGAUAUAGAAGAACGUGAAACACAAAUUUCUACUAACAUCAGCUUAGAAGAAACAGCAACCAAAGAUAAUCCAUUGUUCUCAUCAGAGACAAUCACACAGAACAAUGAUCCAUUCUCUGAUGAAUUCGAAGAAAGUCAGAAACCUUAA
Trichomonas vaginalis G3 is the source of this 6198-nucleotide messenger RNA. RefSeq lists its product as uncharacterized. The transcript has a single exon. The coding region runs from base 1 to 6198 and encodes 2065 amino acids. The record is from RefSeq and is a predicted model, not a curated record. Lineage: Eukaryota; Parabasalia; Trichomonadida; Trichomonadidae.